Molecule: messenger RNA, 1234 nt
Organism: Agelaius phoeniceus (red-winged blackbird)
Lineage: Eukaryota; Metazoa; Chordata; Aves; Passeriformes; Icteridae
Gene: FMOD
Product: fibromodulin
Molecular function (GO): protein binding
Source: RefSeq, a predicted model, not a curated record
GCAGCAGCCUUUGCACAGGAGGAGAGGAGCAGCUCGGUCCCUCCAGCGCCAUGCCUCGGGCCACCACCCUCAUCCUCAUCCUGGCCGGGCUCUGCGUGUCCUCCCUGGGCCAGUACAACGAGGAGGAGGACCUGGCGUGGCUCCAGUACUACCUGCGGCAGUCCCGCGCCUCCUCCUACAACUACGUUCCCUACUACGAGGAGGAGAGCCCCGCGUACGCCUACUCCUACCCCUCUGCCACCGACACGGAGCCCGAGCCCGAGCCCGAGCCGCAGCAGGCGGCGCCCUGGCGGUGUCCCCAGGAGUGUGACUGUCCCCCCAACUUCUCGUCGGCCAUGUACUGCGACACGCGCAACCUGCGCUACCUGCCCUUCGUGCCCUCGCGGAUGAAGUACGUGUAUUUCCAGAACAAUCUCAUCACCUCCAUCCAGGAGGGCGCCUUCGACAACGCCACCGAGCUGGAGUGGCUGGCGCUGCACAACAACCAGAUCAGCAGCGAGAAGAUGGGGAAAAGGGUUUUUGGGAAGCUGCAGAGGUUGGAGAGGCUCUACAUGAACAACAACAACCUGACCAGGCUGCCCAGCCCGCUGCCGCGCUCGCUGCGGGAGCUCCACCUCUCCUACAACCAGAUCUCCAAGGUGCCUCCCAACGCUCUGGAGGGGCUGGAGAACCUCACGGCGCUCUACCUCAGCCACAACUUCAUCUUCGAGAUGGGCGCGUCCCUCAAGGGGCUCAAGUCGCUGAUCCUGGCCGACCUGAGCUACAACAACCUCAGGAAGGUCCCCGACGGGCUGCCGGCGUCGCUGGAGCAGCUCUACCUGGAGUACAACUACAUCAACGCCAUCCCCGACGAGUAUUUCCAGGUGUCCCCCAGGCUGCUCUACGUGAGGAUGUCCCACAACAGCCUGACCAACCAAGGGCUCUCCAGCAACACCUUCAACAGCAGCAGCAUCCUGGAGCUGGACCUCUCCUACAACCGGCUGCAGAAGAUCCCGCGGGUCAACACCAACCUGGAGAACCUCUACCUGCAGGGGAACCAGAUCGACGAGUUCUCCAUCAGCAGCUUCUGCUCCGUGGUGGACGUGGUGAACUACUCGCGGCUGCAGGUGCUGCGGCUGGACGGCAACGCCAUCAAACGCAACGCGGUGCCCCCGGACGCGCCGCUGUGCCUGCGCCGCGCCACCGUCAUCGAGAUCUGACAGCUGAGCCCCCCCUGCCCCUCAGGACUUGUGUC